Messenger RNA from Pseudomyrmex gracilis, 817 nucleotides. RefSeq names its product phospholipase A-2-activating protein-like (gene Plap). The record is from RefSeq and is a predicted model, not a curated record. Gene Ontology annotation, cellular component: nucleus; cytoplasm. Gene Ontology annotation, biological process: proteasome-mediated ubiquitin-dependent protein catabolic process; ubiquitin recycling. Bases 39 to 758 code for a protein of 239 amino acids. The transcript has 2 exons. Gene Ontology annotation, molecular function: ubiquitin binding. NCBI's taxonomy places the organism in Eukaryota, Metazoa, Arthropoda, Insecta, Hymenoptera, Formicidae.
UAGAAAAAUUACGUGAAUUAAAUGCGAAACAAGAAAGCAUGUAUAAAAUAUCAGAAGAAAAGUUAGACGCAAUAGAAAAACUCACAGAUAAAGGAAUAACCGAAGAAGUUAGAGCUAGCGCAGUUAGCGCGUUAAAAAGUCUUUUAGAUUGGCCGAACAACAUAGUGUUUCCAGCGCUUGAUAUAGCAAGGCUUACUGUACUUCUCAAAGAAGUAAACGACCAUUUGUGUACAGAAGAAUUACUGCCAAUUAUACGAAGACAUAUCAAACCCGACUCAACUCCAUCAAAUCAAAUGCUCACGUUUCGACUAAUAGCUAAUAUGUUCCAACACGAAAAAGGAGAAAAACUUGGUUUUAAUUACAGAGAUGAAAUACUCGAAUCUUUACUGAAUCUGCAAUUCCUUGGAAAUAAAAAUAAUCAGGUUGCAAUAUCGACUUACAUAUUGAAUCUAAUUGUAGCGCUAAAUAAAUAUAAUGAUAUGCCUGGUAGAACAAGAGCUUUGAAUGUAUUAUUUACCAUAUUGUUACGCUUGAAUGAACCUGAAGCGAUAUUCAGAGCUCUAGUUGGACUAGGAACGCUAUUGGCCGCUACUUCGGAUCCUAAUGAACGUAACGAAUUAAUUAACACUGUGCGACAAUCUGAAUCUACUUUAAAUGUACUUGCAACUUUUUCGGAAAACUCAACUGAUGUCAGUACAACAAACAAAGUGGCAAAUUGUUCCAAGCAGAUCAUUGAUUUGGUUAUUUCAAGUGUUUAAAAAUAUGUAUAUGUAUAUAUGUGUGUGUGCGUGUGUGUGUAUAUAUGUGUAUAUAUAUA